ACUUCCGUGUUGUUAACAAGGUACCAUCGAUUACUAGGCCUGAACGGUAAAGUUUAGAAAACAGAAAGCAAACGACGAGUUCAUCGUUAAUCCGGCUUCCUACUACCCUUGUUACGGUGCUCAGGUUUUGAGCUCACACGCGGGUCAAACUCGAUGGCCCAGCUGGUAACAUUUGGGGCCAGCUGUUAACACACUUUGGACCUGUAAGUGUAACAUCAGUUGGCAAUGGCCAGUCACUUCCGUAGCUACAUCUGGGACCCGGUCCUCAUUGUGAGUCAGAUUGUGUUGAUGCAGUGCAUCUACUACAGCUUCUUGGGUCUUUGGUUAGCUGGAGUGGACAGUCUGGUGCAAACCAGUCGGUCACUGGACCAGAUCUUCAGCUAUGAAAUCCUUGGUUUUGCAACAAUGCAGGGCAGGCUCUCAAUGAUGGCAUUCAUCUUGAACUCUCUUACCUGCGCCCUCGGUCUGUGGUUCUUUAUCCGUCGGGGGAAACAGUGCCUGGACUUCACAGUCACCGUGCACUUCUUCCAUAUGAUCGGCUGCUGGAUCUAUAAUGCUCAUCUUCCAUCCGCCCUGUCCUGGUGGCUCGUCAAUGUAGCCUGCAUGGCGUUGAUGGCUGUAAUCGGAGAGUACUUGUGCAUGCGGACUGAGCUCAUGGCUAUUCCAGUCAAUAGUGGACCCAAAUCUAAUCUGUGAAUUUCUUUCCAUACCACGCUGAAAACCUGUGGAGAGUUAAACUGUGUGGAACUCGCUCAGAGGAGGUUUUUCUCUGCUUUCAAAAGAAAUGGAGCAUGAACCUCCAUCAGCGUAGAUGUUGGAUUUUCAACCAUCUUCUCUUCAAGUGAUAAACCAGAUGAACUGAUAUAUUUAUUAUUCAUAGCUGCCACUAAAUGUUGGACAGUAGUCGCUCUGUAGCAUAUGAUACAUGCUUUAUUGCUUAUACAAGCAGAUGUCUAUUUACACCGUUCUCUGAACCUAAUGACUAUACAUUUUUUAUUUUAAGUAAUUGCACUUUUGUGUUCAUUUUAAUUACGUCAGCAUGAGCAUCCCAUUUCCUCAUUUUAAGUUUUAGGAUUUUUUUUUUGGGAUGCUUGCAUAUCCUAAAAUGACAAAUUGAAACUUCAGCGCAAAUGCAAACACCCUUGUAAAUCAGUGAUUUAUAAGGAUGAUUUGUUCUCUGUGUUUGUAUAAUAACAAGCUGGC
This is a messenger RNA of Anoplopoma fimbria (sablefish), 1203 nucleotides long. RefSeq names its product SYS1 golgi trafficking protein (gene sys1). The coding region runs from base 226 to 696 and encodes 156 amino acids. Gene Ontology annotation, biological process: Golgi to plasma membrane protein transport; Golgi to endosome transport; protein localization to Golgi apparatus. The transcript has 4 exons. The record is from RefSeq and is a predicted model, not a curated record. Lineage: Eukaryota; Metazoa; Chordata; Actinopteri; Perciformes; Anoplopomatidae. Gene Ontology annotation, cellular component: Golgi membrane; trans-Golgi network.